GGGACCGAGCGGCGCGCGCCCUCCCGCAGGUCGGUUCGGUGCGCGCGCGGCCCGCCAGGCCACGCGCCGGGCGGCGGUGCGCGGGGACCCCCGGGUUUCGCCUGUGUAAGCCUCCGCGGACCUUCUGCUGGAGGCCGACGUCAGGGGGCGCCAAGGAGCCGGGGGGAACCCGGGCUCCCGCCUCCCUGAGCCGGCCCGGAGGCUGGGGCUCGGAGGAUGCAGCAGGAAGCAAGAACCGCAUGCAGAAUAGCAGCACCUACAUGGGCAUUUCUGCCUUCGCCGGUUCCGAAAAGCCUUGGCUGACUAAUUGAGAAAAUGCAGAAGAUCUUGCAGACAGAUGGCAUCACCGACAACCAAGUUCUUAGAAAAAGAAAGAGGAAACGGACAGAGACAGCGAACUCAGAAAAUGCUAAUAGUGCCCUGGAUAAAUCACAGCAGUUACCUAAAGGCCUUCAAAUACUUGAACGUUUCCCUGGACUCCCAGCAUCUCAUUGGAUGGGACCAUCUUGAGAUAUCACACAGGGGAGCUCUUGAGAAAACCAAGAGAGACCCAUAUUCAGGAAAUGCUUUCCUGCCUGGGGAGAGUUCGAGCGAUGAGGAAACACCCUUAACAGAACUAUCCAAGGAGGAACUUUGUAACAAAAUCGAAAGCCUGAAAGAAAAACUAAGAAGCAUUCGAAAGGAGAACAGCCGGCUGCGACAGUCUUUGGUCAUGCUGCAAGUGUUACCGCAGGCAGUCACGCAGUUUGAAGAACUGGUUGGAAUGGCAGAGACCCUCCUUAAGAGUGGAGGAACCGCGUCCACACCAGCGUCUACUCUCUGGAGAGCAACAAACAACUCCUCCCCAGAUUCAUUUGCCUCUCUGUGCAGUAAUUCCAACUCUACUUCCAGCUCCCCAAGUUCCGUGAAGGCUGAGGAAGAGCAGCAUCCUGGUGAGAAGCAGUUCACGAUUGAGAGAUGGCAGAUUGCCCGUUGUAAUAAGAGCAAGCCUCAGAAAUUUAUUAAUGAUUUAAUGCAAGUGCUUUACACAAAUGAAUACAUGGCCACACACAGUCUGACUGGGGCAAAAUCCUCCACUUCAAGGGACAAGGUUGUAAAACCAGCUAUGAAUCAGAAUGAAGUUCAAGAAAUCAUAGGAGUAACCAAGCAGGUGUUUCCCAGCGCAGAUGACGUCUCAAUCAGACGGAUGAUAGGACAGAAGCUGAACAACUGCACGAAGAAGCCGAAUGCGAGCAAAGCUCCGAACUCUCAGGAUGGUAUCUUAAAAUAAAACAUGCUUGGUUUUCUGUCAAACAUUGGAUUUUGCUGGAGAACCUGAGACGCAUCAAGGGACUGGCUGUAGUAGCCUUGACUUUCCUGGUGGGAUAAUGGACUGGCUGAAGCUGCAUGCAGAGCCCUUACUAAUUAACCAGAGAAUGUCUGUCAAACAAGCAUGCAAUAUGGUUUCUUUGGAAAUAUGCAUCUUUCACAGCCCCGAAUACUUCCCUGUAAACUAACUUAAGAUGAUAUCAGCUCUUAUCAUAGCAACAAAAACAUCCACCCUCCAGAUCAUUCGUUGUCUUCAACAAACAUUUUGAAUUAUUACUAUCAGUGACUCCUCUUUAUGGCUUUUGUUUGGUGGGGAGGGGCUUUAGCAAGCUCCUGUUUGGUUAAAAAUACAAUUGAAAUAAGACACAUCUACCAAUACCAUGGCUAACCAAGUAAUGAUGACUUAAUGUUAAAACGAUUGAGUUAUUCUGUGAUCUAAAAAUGUGUGAAAUAGGAUUAUGGGAAAAAAAACAAAAACAUAAAUGCCUUUUCCAUAUUCAGUUAUCCAAACAUACUCCUGAAAGUCUAAAACCCCAUCUUUGUUUGUUAAUUCCAUGCACUGAUUUUCAUAAUAGUCUCUUAGUCUGUGAGGAAGACACACCCCUCAGUAUCCAUUGUCCAGAACAUAUGAGAUUCAGAUGUGUAAUAAUAAAUAAAUCACCUAAAGUGCACGUAGGACAUGACAUCAUGCCUGGUCAGCCAUGAUGUUAAACUGCUUAAUUUUGACCUGUUUUAUCUCCACUGUAGCAGAAGGAAAAUUAACUGGAAAAAAAAAAAGUACCAAUUAUGGCAUGGAAAAUGCCAUUUUGUAAAUCCACAAAAAAUAAAACAUUCUUCAAAGACUUUUCACUUGAUAAAAGAUGCCCUGACUACUUUGCAAUGAGAAGCUAUGCCUUUCUCUUUCUCUCCCCGCUCCUUCCCUCCCUCCGCCCCCAGACAGGGUUUCUCUGUGUAGCCCUGGCUGUCCUGGAACUCAUUCUGUAGACCAGGCAGGGCUCACACUCAGAAAUCCACCUGCCUCUGCCUCCCGAGUGCCAGGAUUAAAGGUGUGCGCCACCACGCCCAGCGAAGCUAUGCUUCUCGAGUAUGUAGUGUGACGGCGAAGCUUGGGAAGAAGGACUUGUAAAGUGCAGUGCAGGGGACCCAGGGACAGGUUGUGCAGGCUGCUUGAUUAACAGUUCAGUUGUACAAAACAAAUACUCACAAUGAAGUGAAUUGUGUAACAUUUGCUACUUUUAAUUAAAUAAAAUUUAACUCCAUUGAAAAC
Molecule: messenger RNA, 2575 nt
Organism: Mus pahari (shrew mouse)
Lineage: Eukaryota; Metazoa; Chordata; Mammalia; Rodentia; Muridae
Gene: Bend6
Product: BEN domain containing 6
Exons: 8
Coding region: 338-1270 (310 amino acids)
Biological process (GO): positive regulation of neuron differentiation; negative regulation of Notch signaling pathway
Cellular component (GO): nucleus
Molecular function (GO): DNA binding; transcription corepressor activity
Source: RefSeq, a predicted model, not a curated record